AUGGCUCUGAUUACAGGUGGCUUGGGAGGGCUGGGCAUGCUCGCAGCGAACGAGCUUGCCAUAGCUGGGAAGGACCAUGUGGUGGCGACAUCGAGGAGUGGGCGCCCCACAGGCAUGCCACCUGCGCUGCAGCAGUUGAUGGCAGCAAUGCAAACUACAUGUCCGCACUACAUGGUGAAGGCUGACUGUUCGGAUGGUUCUGUCAUUCUGGACACCAUUCAAGCUUUCUGCCGUCCAGGUCUCCUGGCAGAGUCUGCGGUAACAUUGGGCAGCAUCAUCACUGCAACCCGCUCUCAGCUCGAGACCAUGCCCGAUGAAUUGGUAAGGCCUUCCCUUGAAACCUUGGAGCGCAUCAAGAAGGAGAUUAUCGACACUUCGAAGGAGGCGAGUGAAAAGGUCCAAUUCGGUGCCGAUGUGACGGUGGAAGAUGCGCAAGAAGUGCGAGAUCGAGAGGAUGAAGUGGUUGACCUCAUCUCCAAGCUCAAAGCAAGGGUGGACGGCGGAGGAAGUGGACCUGCACAGCUUCGUGCCAUCCAGAAGACUGGAAGCGAAUUGGCGGAGCAGGUGCAAGAGCUGGGGGUCCGGAUCAAGAACAUCACGACGACAACAACUUUGGCUCUCCCGCAGAGACGAAUGGGUGUCGAGAGCAUCAUCCACGCAGCUGGAGUUUUGCAGGAUGGACUGAUCGUCCCAAAUCUGCAGAAGGCUCCGGAGAUGUGGAGCAUCGUGUACGGCGUCAAGGCUCAUGGCGCCUGGCAGCUGCAUCAGACGACAACUGCACUCUGA
Molecule: messenger RNA, 786 nt
Organism: Symbiodinium sp. CCMP2456
Lineage: Eukaryota; Dinophyceae; Suessiales; Symbiodiniaceae
Source: the annotation of a GenBank genome assembly